Molecule: messenger RNA, 1962 nt
Organism: Babesia ovata
Lineage: Eukaryota; Apicomplexa; Aconoidasida; Piroplasmida; Babesiidae
Product: Sas10 C-terminal domain-containing protein, putative
Exons: 4
Coding region: 1-1962 (653 amino acids)
Biological process (GO): maturation of SSU-rRNA from tricistronic rRNA transcript (SSU-rRNA, 5.8S rRNA, LSU-rRNA)
Cellular component (GO): nucleolus; small-subunit processome
Source: RefSeq, a predicted model, not a curated record
AUGGCGCGCAAAACGGCCAAAAAGGCCUCUACCAAAAAAUUCAAGGGCAAUGAGGCUUUCAUACCGCUAGCUGCGGUCUCCGAAAAUGACGACAGCGACGCCGCCGAGUUCGAGGCCAUGGCGCUUCCACGGGAUUUACCUGACGACGAUUCAGAGGAUGAACUUGAUGACGAUGAAGAAGACGACGAAGGUGAUGAUGACGACGACGAAGAUGAGGAUGAUGGAGACGAAGAUGAGUACGGUGAUGACAGCGAUGACGGUAGUGAUGAUGAGGAGGAAGGUACCGGAAAGAAGAAGGGAGCUGCCUGGGGCAAGAAGUUGGGAACAUACUACGAUGAGGGCUCCGAGGAAUCGUCUGAUGACGAGGACAUUAAUGAUCGCAUAGCCGAGGCCGAGCGUAUAGCCAGGGAUUUGUAUGAUGGCGUCGAUGAUGAAGAUGCUGAACUGGAGGACAUGGUCGAGGCAGAAGAUGAGGUGGACACGGAAACUACAGCACUGGAUUCUAUCCUGGAGGAUCUGUCGGCUUCCCUCCGCAACCAGAGUUCAUUGGUGGAGCUGCCUCCGGAUUUCUAUCAGCUGAGUGACGCGGAUAAGCGGAAGUACCUGGAAGACGAACACCCGGAGUUCAUGGCACUUCUCAAGGAGUUUAAGGAAAAGGCUGAGGUGACUAACGAGCAGGUGCUGAAAAUAGUGAAUGACAUGGGAGUGUCGAAGAAGUGCACGAAGGAUGGCAUGGAGUAUUUGGAUGUGCGUAACGAACUCAUGUUGAUGUAUGUCACCUAUCUGAGCUACUACUUGCUGCUCAAAACUCACGGUGUACCUGUGGAAAACCACCCGGUGAUCAACAGGCUGCUUGAGAUUCGCAUCAUGCUGGACAAGGCACGACCCAUCGAAUCGCGGUUGCAGUUUGAGAUAAACAAGUUGCUGGAUGACAAUGUGGCGAAGGGUUUGUUGUUGUGUUCACCCAAAUUCUCAUUAAAUGCAGCUGAAGGGAAGGCCCUCAGACCGCGCUUGGAUCUCAUGGAAUUCGACGAGCGGGAGCAGAGUGGCAUAUACAAGCCCCCUGCACAGCUUCCACUCGCCGAAACGGACUCUUAUGUGAGUGCAACGUGCGCAUCUUUGACAUCUUCACAGGCAAAACACCAGAAGAAAUUGCAACGUAAGGAGAAGGUGGUUAGUGGCAAGCGGAUGUUGGACGAGGCGCGUGAUAUGCAAGAAGACGAUGAAGAUGAGCCUACGGAUCGUUACAGCAGCGCCAAGGCUGCCAAGAUGGUCAAAGCGCUGCUUGAACGUGAACGCUACGAAAUGGAACAGAUGCGGCGUCUGCCGAUGAACAAGAUGGCGAAGAAGGAACUUCGUGAGUUCCAGAAACACCAACGCAACAAACAGGGCGGAAUCAUGUUGGACGAGCUCAGCAGCUUUGCGGCCGAGGCGAUGUCUUCUGGGCAGACUAAGCGUGACGUGCUAGUUGGAAUGAACGCUGCCGCACAGAUCAUGCGGCAGGAUAUCUUGGAAACCGAGAAGCUGCGUGCGUCGGAUGCAUACUUCAAACCACACGUCGCCAAAAAAUCGAGCAAGCCUAAAGCAGGAUUCGCGCCGAUGACUGAAGCACCCGCUCCCAGAAAAUCCGAAUUCGACGACGAAUUCUCAAAGAUGAAGCGGCACCAAACCGAACUCAAGGAGUCGCUGAAGGAACGCAAGUCGGAGGUCAAGAAGCGCAAGUUCGAGCGUGAAGAGGUUGGAGGCAAGCGUGGUGCCGGAGCUGAUAUCCUGCGCAACAAGGGUCUGACGCGUCAGCGCAAGAAGACUGCGGGUAACGCGCGUGUUUCCAACCGCAUGAAGUACGAGAAGAAGAAGGCGGUACACAGCUCUAAGGUCAGCGGGACCAAGACGGAGACGCCAGGAUACUCCGGUGAGACAACGGGUAUCAACGCAAAGAAGAAGAAGUCCGUCACCUUCUAA